This is a messenger RNA of Talpa occidentalis (Iberian mole), 2349 nucleotides long. It is a transcript of the gene EPN1, whose product is annotated as epsin 1. The record is from RefSeq and is a predicted model, not a curated record. NCBI's taxonomy places the organism in Eukaryota, Metazoa, Chordata, Mammalia, Eulipotyphla, Talpidae. The transcript is spliced from 11 exons. Gene Ontology annotation, cellular component: plasma membrane; endosome; clathrin vesicle coat. Bases 282 to 1994 code for a protein of 570 amino acids. Gene Ontology annotation, molecular function: phospholipid binding; clathrin binding. Gene Ontology annotation, biological process: endocytosis.
GUAGCUUCCCGUCCGCUCGGCGGCUCCCCUCCCCCGCCCGGUCUCCGCGCCCCCCCUGGGCGCCGGGGCGGCGGGGCGGUCGGCGUGCGGCCCUCCGUGCGUCCGCGCCUGCGCCCGAGCGCGCCCCGCGACACCGCGGCCGGCGGGGGCCGGGGUGCCCGCCAUGACCCCCCGGAUCCGGGCGUGAGGGCGCCGAGAUGCGCUGACUGCCAGCCCCUGCCACCGCCCCGCCAGUAGCCGCCCGGCUGCCCCCGGGGCACGCCCUCGCCACUGCCACCACGAUGUCGACCUCCUCGCUGCGGCGCCAGAUGAAGAACAUCGUCCACAACUACUCGGAGGCUGAGAUCAAGGUCCGAGAGGCCACGAGCAACGACCCCUGGGGCCCGUCCAGCUCCCUCAUGUCAGAGAUCGCCGACCUCACCUACAACGUCGUCGCCUUCUCCGAGAUCAUGAGCAUGAUCUGGAAGCGGCUCAACGACCACGGCAAGAACUGGCGGCACGUCUACAAGGCCAUGACGCUGAUGGAGUACCUGAUCAAGACCGGCUCGGAGCGCGUGUCGCAGCAGUGCAAGGAGAACAUGUACGCCGUGCAGACGCUCAAGGACUUCCAGUACGUGGACCGCGACGGCAAGGACCAGGGCGUGAACGUGCGCGAGAAGGCCAAGCAGCUGGUGGCCCUGCUGCGGGACGAGGACCGGCUGCGGGAGGAGCGUGCCCACGCCCUCAAGACCAAGGAGAAGCUGGCGCAGACCGCCACGGCGUCCUCGGCGGCGGUGGGCACCGGGCCCCCGCCCGAGGCGGAGCAGGCCUGGCCGCAGAGCAGCGGGGAGGAGGAGCUGCAGCUGCAGCUGGCCCUGGCCAUGAGCAAGGAGGAGGCCGACCAGCCCCCGCCCUGUGGCCCCGAGGACGACGUCCAGCUCCAGCUGGCCCUUAGUUUGAGCCGAGAGGAGCACGAUAAGGAGGAGCGGAUCCGCCGCGGGGACGACCUGAGGCUGCAGAUGGCCAUCGAGGAGAGCAAGAGGGAGACGGGCGGCCAGGAGGAGUCCUCCCUCAUGGACCUGGCCGACGUCUUCACAGCCCCGGCUCCUGCGCCAGCCGCCGACCCCUGGGGAGUCCCCGCGCCCACGGCUGCACCGGCCUCAGAUCCCUGGGGGGGACCCCCUGUCCCCCCAACCACGGAUCCUUGGGGUGGCCCCGCCCCCACACCGGCCUCUGGGGACCCCUGGAGGCCUGCUGCUCCUGCGGGGCCCCCGGUGGACCCUUGGGGCGGGGCCCAGGCCCCGGCAGCCGGAGAGGGACCCACGUCCGACCCGUGGGGGAGCUCGGAAGGUGGGGCCCCUGCUGGCGGACCCCCAGCCUCUGACCCCUGGGCCCCGGCCCCGGCCUUCUCGGACCCGUGGGGUGGGUCACCUGCCAAGCCCAGCACCAAUGGCACUGCAGCUGUCGGGGGGUUUGACGCGGAACCUGACGAGUUCUCAGACUUUGACCGCCUGCGGACGGCCCUGCCGACAUCGGGGAGCAGCACAGGGGAGCUGGAGCUGCUGGCCGGGGAGGUGCCUGCCCGCAGCCCCGGGGCGUUUGACAUGAGCGGGGUCGGGGGCUCGCUGGCCGAGGCUGUGGGGAGCCCCCCGCCAGCUGCUGCGCCAGCCCCUGCUGCCCCCACGCGGAAGACUCCGGAGUCCUUCCUGGGCCCCAACGCAGCCCUGGUGGACCUGGACUCGCUGGUGAGCCGGCCGGGCCCGACACCACCAGGAGCCAAGGCCUCGAACCCCUUCCUGCCCAGUGGAGCCCCGGCCACCGGCCCCUCCGUCACCAACCCCUUCCAGCCUGCGCCCCCCGCGACGCUCACCCUGAACCAGCUCCGGCUCAGCCCUGUGCCCCCCGUCCCCGGGGCACCACCGACGUACAUCUCUCCGCUCGGCGGGGGCCCCGCGCUGCCGCCCAUGAUGCCCCCGGGGCCGCCGGCCCCCAACACUAAUCCCUUCCUCCUAUAAUCCCGGGCGCGAGGGGGCCCGCCGCGGCCGCCCCGCUCCCCGCCCCGGAGAUCGUGUUGUGAGUGCAUGUGACGGGCCGCGCGGCGCCCCCGGGGCCACGCACACUACACCCUCCUCCCGCGGCCCGCCGCCUCCCGCGCGGCUGGACAUGGGGCUGGGGCGCCGGCCGGGGGGACCCCUUUCCUGUGGCAUUAGAAAGGGGAGGGAAAGCCGGGGGUUCCCCACCGCACCCCUCCCUCCAGCUCCUCGCCGGCCCCUCAAUCAGUGUUUGACCUCGUGCUCUUCAUGCCCCGUGGUGACCCUUGGUGAUGAUUUUGGCGAUUCGGGAAUAAAUGGCAAUUCUCACGGCCCGUGA